Mesitornis unicolor (brown roatelo) is the source of this 1415-nucleotide messenger RNA. RefSeq names its product nuclear pore complex protein Nup155-like. The transcript is spliced from 12 exons. NCBI's taxonomy places the organism in Eukaryota, Metazoa, Chordata, Aves, Mesitornithiformes, Mesitornithidae. The annotation marks the transcript as partial. The record is from RefSeq and is a predicted model, not a curated record. Gene Ontology annotation, biological process: protein import into nucleus; protein localization to nuclear inner membrane; transcription-dependent tethering of RNA polymerase II gene DNA at nuclear periphery. Gene Ontology annotation, cellular component: nuclear pore; nuclear pore inner ring. Gene Ontology annotation, molecular function: protein binding; structural constituent of nuclear pore.
GUAGCCCUACUGUUUCUGGUAUGUCAGAUAUGGAUUAUCCUUUGCAAGGACCGGGUUUGCUGUCAAUACCUAAUCUUCCAGAGAUCAGCUCAGUACGCAGAGUCCCACUUCCCCCAGAGCUAGUGGAGCAUUUUGGACAUAUGCAGUGCAAUUGUAUGAUGGGAGUAUUUCCAGAAAUCAGCAGAGCUUGGCUGACCAUUGACAGUGACAUUUUUAUCUGGAACUACGAAGAUGGAGGAGAUCUGGCUUAUUUUGAUGGCCUCAGUGAAACUAUUCUUGCAGUGGGUCUUGUAAAGCCAAAGGCAGGUAUCUUCCAGCCUCAUGUACGACACUUACUUGUUCUGGCUACGCCCGUAGAUAUCGUGAUUUUGGGGCUCAGUUGUGCUAAUAUACAAGCAGGUACUGGAUCACUCAAUGACAGUAUGUCUGGUGGAAUGCAGUUCCUUCCAGACCCCCUCUAUUCACUCCCUACUGACAAUACUUACAUUCUGGCAAUAACAUCCACUGAUAAUGGGCGUAUCUUUUUGGCUGGAAAGGAUGGCUGCUUAUACGAAGUAGCAUACCAGGCUGAAGCAGGCUGGUUUAGCCAGCGCUGCAGAAAAAUUAAUCAUUCAAAGAGUGCGCUGUCUUUCCUUAUUCCUUCAUUGCUACAGUUCACAUUCUCAGAGGAUGAUCCUGUCGUUCAAAUUGCCAUUGACAACUCUCGUAAUACCUUACACACCCGCUCAGAAAAAGGAAUGCUGCAAGUUUAUGAUUUGGGACAAGAUGGUCAAGGAAUGACCAGGGUUGCUUCUCUUUCACAAAAUGCUAUAGUUUCUGCUGCUGGGAGCAUUGCAAGAACAAUAGAUCGUUCUGUAUUCAAGCCUAUUGUUCAAAUAGCAGUGAUUGAAAAUUCUGAAUCUAUAGACUGUCAGCUACUAGCAAUCACACAUGCAGGUGUCCGACUGUAUUUUAGUACAUCACAAUUUAAGCAUCCAACAGCUCGUCCCUCCAUGUUAACCUUGGUUCAUGUCCGUUUGCCACCUGGAUUUUCAGCUGCUUCUAAUGUAGAGAAGCCCGCAAAGGUUCAUAGAGCUCUUUAUAGCAAAGGGGUUCUGCUGAUGGCAGCUUCAGAAAAUGAGGAUAAUGACAUCCUGUGGUGUAUCAAUCAUGAUUCUUUCCCUUUUCAAAAGCCAAUGAUGGAAACACAGAUGACCACCCGUGUUGAUGGACAUUCUUGGGCUCUUUCGGCUAUUGAUGAACUUAAAGUUCAGAAGAUUGUAACACCUCUAAAUAAAGACAUUAUUCCAAUAACUGAUUCACCAGUUGUUGUGCAGCAACACAUGCUGCCACCUAAGAAGUUUGUUCUGCUUUCAGCCCAGGUGAGUGUUACUUUUCUUAAUGUAGGAAAUCAGAAGAGUAAGUAUAAAGUUUGA